CACACACACACACACACACACUCAUCUCACACUUCAUCUUCAUCCGCGCGGUUGAUGGCGUAAGAAUAUAGGUCCGUGUGCGCGGUGUGUGUGUUUUUGUUGACGGGUUUGUUUGUUUGUUUGUUUGUUUGUUUGUUUGUUUUUCUCACGUCGACAGAUAAACAUCUCGUGAGGAGCACGCUCGAUAAAGUAAACUGUCGUGUUUUGAUGACGCCACCACCGGGACUUUCCGGAUACGUCACUCGGGGCUUCCGAGGUUCUUCAGCGAGCCCUGUUGUUGUGUUGUCCAUGUCGGCAGCGGGUCGUUAAGGCGGGCAUUAACGUCGUUUAAUACGCCCCGAGAGAGACCAUGACAACGCCAGAGGCUCCCAGCGGCGCCGCAGCGGUUGUCUAUUGAGACGUCGUCGUGAGGAGCGACGGUUCCGACCCAGAGGCGGAAUGUCAACAACGCGGCCCCUCCUCGGAAUGAGGCGAGUCACCGAGCUAACGUACCCGGAGCAGCCGAGCAGCAGGCUCCCCGCGUCGGCCGCCAGGAGCAGCCAGCCGCCGCCGCCGCCGCCGCCGGACCCCCCCACCGUGGACGAGUUCACCGUGCUGGAGGAUAAAGAAGAGGAGCUGAAGUGCGCCAAGCCUCGAGUGGAGCAGGUUUUUAAAGUAACGUUCACCAUCAUCGGUCUGUUGGACCACACGGGACAGCCGCACGGUGGCAAAACAUCCCGGCAGAUAUGGCUGCAGCUCCGGGGGAACAGAGAGGACGUGUCGAAGGCGAAGGAGUAUGUUCGAGGACUCUGCGACCCCGAGCUGCAGAAAGAGGAGUGGUAUCCAGUGGACAUGCACUGUAUUUUUGCUGGUGCCCGGGGCCUCUUCCUGGACAGGCUCAUACGGGACACAAGUGCUGAAGUUCUGGUGCCUGAGCCCGGCCGCCUGCGGUUGUUGGGCAGGGCUGAACCCGUAGUGAUGGCCCAGAGCAGAGUUCAGCAAUUCGUAGCACUAUUCCAGGAAAAACGAAGUCUACCAAGUGACAGAGAGCCUGCAGUGAAACGAGCUUUCAAGUCCUUUGUGGAGGAACGGGAUGAUAAAUACACUAUGGAGCUUCUCCUGCUGCCCAGUGCCCUGAAGGAAGAGUUACUGGGGCUGGCUCAUAGCCCCACUACCACAAACACAUUCUCCCUGGCUCAGCUCAACCAGACACUGCAUCCCAGCAUGGCAGAGGUCGACCAGGACCGCUCACAGAGUAGCACCCCUGUGACGGAGCUCUCCAACCGCAUCCUGGACACCAGCUUUGAGGAGAGAGGGACCGGAGCGGCGUCUGUUGGCGGAGGCGGUAAAGCAGGAGGAGCGAUAGGCUUGGGUCCAGAGGCCGUCCUGCUCAAUGGCACUCGGCCCUCUCACAAGCGGCGCUCGUCUGAGAGCGAGACUCGGGACACAAAGAGACAGUACUCUCUGGAGCGGAGGGAAGAGUCGCCGGAGAGAGCGAGAGAGCGGGAGCGGGAGCGACAGAAGGACAGAGAAGGCCGGGGGGCCAGUAGCAGCUGUAGAUCCAAAACCCCCUCUGCUUCAUCGUCCCUCUCCUCUUCAGCAAAAGCAAACACAGUAGUCGGACCGAUCAUGUUGGACUCUAAUGAAGGAGUCUUAGAUGACGGGGAGACAGUCAGCCCAGAAACCAACCUCCGUUGCUUGGUCAAUUUCUUCAGAACCAUGGGCUACCAGCAGGAAGUGGUGGAGCGUGUUGUCAAGGACACGGGACAGACCGAGGAUACCUUCCUCGUUCUGGAGAAAAUCGUUGAGGAAACCAAGCGUUGUGAAGAGGGGUCAAAGGGAGGGGUAAAAGAAAGACUGAACUCUGUGCGCUCCCCAGACACUCCAUCCUCAUCGUCGUCGUCGUCCUCCUCCUCCUCCUCCUCCUCCUCUACGAUCCCUCGAUUCCCUCGAGAGAUGGAGCAUGAGCUGAGCAGGGCGUUCGUAGACCCGGGCAGGUCCAAAGAGAACAUUAAGCCCAACCAGCAUGGAGGCAGUAGUAACGGUCUGGGGCACCGGAGGCAGUGCAGCGGCAGCGAGACCAGCACUCAACAGGCCAUCACUAUCAAGAGGAGUUCUAGUGCUCAAGGAGGAGCAGGAAACUACGAGGUUAUUACCAUUGAUGAUGACGACGAUAUCAUCCCCACAAAUACCAAAACAGCCGAUAGUAGGACGUCCCGGAUGAUGAAAGUGGCACACCUGGACACCCAGUCGGGAUCCAGGACAGACUACUUGGCGCGGGGAGGGGGCAGCGUCUCCCAGAGGGACUACCUGUCGAGAGGUGGGACCCAGACUUUGGGAGGAUCAGUGAAAGUUGAGAGUGUGACAGCGCUGCGCAGCACGCCUCAGUGGUAUACUGCCACCACCACGUCAUUAGCUUUGACCCCCAGUUCAGCUCAGACUAUCAGCCGGCCCGCAGCCUCUCCCUAUCAGACCAUCGGCCACAUGGGGUUCCAUGGGAUCGGAGCGAGGACUCCCCCUGCGAACGACCCCCCGCCGCCCCCCGUCACCGGUUUGGCUCGUUUCCAUCAGUCGCUGAGGACCCCCUACACUCUGAAGCUGCCCAAUGAGCCGGGACGGCAGGACCUCAGACACAUCAUCAUAGAUGGCAGCAACGUGGCUAUGGCACACGGUCUUCAUCGGUUCUUUUCCUGUCGAGGAAUAGCGCUGGCUGUGGAGACGUUUUGGAGGCGGGGCCACAGGGAGAUCACCGUAUUUGUCCCUCAGUGGCGUCAGAAGAGAGACCGACUCACAACAGAGCAACAUUUUCUAAACCAACUCGAGGACCUGAGACUGCUCUCCUUCACUCCCUCCAGAGAGGUCUGCGGCCAGAGGAUAUCCUCACAUGACGACAGGUUCCUGCUCCACUUGGCAGAAAAGACUGACGGGAUCAUCGUAACCAAUGACAACCUGAGGGACUUUGUCGACACCUCGGACACCUGGCGCAAGAUCAUUCAAGAGAGGUUGCUUCAGUUUACUUUUGUGGAGGACCACUUCAUGAUCCCUGAUGACCCUCUGGGGAGAAACGGGCCACAUCUGGACAUGUUUCUGCGUAAAGACGGCAGGAGGGCUCCAAUCACCCCUCCCCCUCUGAGACCCCCAGACCUGCGGCCGUCCUCCCAGCAGCAAGAGCCGGUCUACGUCCAGGCCCUCCACUCGGCUCCCCGCAGCCAGGCCCCAACGCGGCCCCCUCCCUCCCUGAUGCCCCACCCCACCACACACUGGCCCCACUCGGGUCCUCCCGAAUGGCACCCGCCCCGCCGUUCCCCCUCCCCCUCGCCCUCGCCCCCUCCCCAGCGAUCGCCGGGGGAGACGUCGGAGCUGAAACGAAAGCUGUACGACAUCUUCCCCGACCAGAAGCAACGGAUCGACCGCAUCCUCAGCGACAACCCGUACAUGAGAGACCUGAACGCCCUGUCUGGGCUGCUGCUGGGAUAAACAGGCACAGCAACGAGAAUCAGCAACACACACACACACACACACACACACACCCUCGCAAGAAUAAACGUAUACGUGUCAGCAUAAAACUAAUUUAUUUUAUCAUUUCUUCCAGCCCGGAGGACAUGCAAAGUUUGUUUUUAAAUAUUAUUUUACAGAAAGACUGUCAGCCAGCUGCUAACGGCUAAAAUGUAUGUCUGAUGUAUGAUCAGUUUCUCUGUCCCGCCUCUUUUGCUUUCACAUUAAGAUUAAGUUGAACAAACACUGGUGUCUACAGCAGCUACAUGUUACACAAAUGCCAUCAUCAUCAUCAUCAUCAUCAUUACCAUCAUCAUCAUCAUCAUCAUCAUCAUCAUCAUCAUCAUCAUCAUCAUCGUCGUAGCUCGGUGCCAACAGUCCACAGGGGGUCUUUGGGGACCGGCGCUGGGAGGAAACGUUUUGGACCAAGAGCAUUGAACUGGUCACAUGUGAGUGAGGCACAGAACCUUGGUUUACCGUCAGACUCCAACACGUCUACGGUUCCACACGCUGACCGGUUCUGCAUGUUUUGUUUUUUUUGUUGUUGUUGUUUUUUUUUUAAACUCACUCACACUCAUCCUGGUCUGUAACAGCGAGUCCACCGCGGGGUCGUAUCGGGGUUUUGAACUCAGUGACGGUGACAGUGUACUUUCAGAAAGCAUGAUAAUAUCACUAGCUUCAGCAUCAUAAAGUCUCUGUUAAUGGCCGUUCAUGUUGGACAUUAAGAGCCACGGUUUAAUAGACGGCUUUAAUUUCACAUUUCACAUUAAAAGCACGAGGAAGGUCAGUAUGCUGAGGCUGUAUAGACGAGCAGUUCUGGCUGUGUAGUCUCAUUAUUUCAGAUUCUGCUCGCUGUGUGUGUGUGCAUACAGCACUGCCCAUCUCCUUCCCCUCACAAUGCUGCCUGUGGAUCCUGGCCUCCGCUCCACAUUCACAUCCAGAUGAGGCUUUUAAACAAAUCCUUUCUAAAAUGUUAAAACAAAAACUAACAACAUAUUAAAGAAGGAGCCUUCUUUUUUUAGUCAAAUAAAGUUUUUUUGUUUUUUUUUAAGAUUGCUCACAUUAAUAAGCCCCCUCUCGUAGCUCUGUGUCGUUUCUAAUACACGCUUCAUGAGUGACCUCUGACCGGCUGUGGAAGAACUCAGGUGCUGAAAGUGAAUUUGCUGCUCUGUGAGGAGAGUUCCCGACAUUAGUGGUUCCAUUUAAAGUGUUCUAACGGAGGACGCAGUCACCACUUCUGCUUCCCGCCGUUGUUUUCUGUUCUGAGUUGAGUUGGAAGUUAUCCGCCUCGGUUUGUAGGCGACACAUUUGUCCAUCCGGCUGUGGAUGGAAACACUACAAGAGUUUGAGUUAAACGGCCCCGCUCACAUUAGAAAUCACACACCGUACGUUCGCUCGCCAGAAAACUAAAGACGACAGACUUUACUUUUGUAAUUAGUGUUAAAUAGACAAAUUUAAUGCACUGAAGGUAAGUGGUGGUGUAGUGAGUAAAUCAAUGAGAGCUUAUGUUUUUUUUUUACUCAUACACCCAGAGAAUGUGGGCCGCAGCUUGCAUAUUUGAUGUGCAUCUGAGUUUUGUAAGAUAUAAUUCCUUGUAAUAAAAGAAUAUCUGCACAAAAACUUUACAAGGUGUCAAAAAAUAAGUUUUGUUCGUAUUUGCGCUGUUGUUGUUGUGAGGAUUACUGAAGGAUUUCUUUCUCUUUGGUUGUAUUAUAAUUAUUAUAAUCCUUUUUGUGUAUAUCCAUUUCUUUUUGUAAAUACCAGCGUUUUUGGCUACAGUGCACAUAUGGUUUUAUGUAUGUUGAAAAAUGAAAUAAAUGCGGCAGUCCCCAUAAAACUUUA
Messenger RNA from Dicentrarchus labrax (European seabass), 5316 nucleotides. It is a transcript of the gene n4bp1, whose product is annotated as nedd4 binding protein 1. Lineage: Eukaryota; Metazoa; Chordata; Actinopteri; Moronidae. Gene Ontology annotation, cellular component: PML body; nucleus. The record is from RefSeq and is a predicted model, not a curated record. Gene Ontology annotation, molecular function: RNA binding. Gene Ontology annotation, biological process: negative regulation of protein ubiquitination; negative regulation of proteasomal ubiquitin-dependent protein catabolic process.